AUGCUCAGAAUGUUUCCUUCAACUAGGAUUUAUGUUCUCUAUCUUCUUUUACUUCCAGCAUCCAACGUACAAGCAUUCAACACGGUCCACACAAAUUGCACGCUUCCCGCGCAACACGCCAACUUUGUGACAGCCCCGAACACCCGUGGCACCUUGCAAAUCCUAUGGUCGUCCCUAUUCACUAUCCUCGCCUGCACUUGGACUGUGCUUCAUCUCAAUGUUCCUGGGUAUCAACAAAAACCGAAGGAAGAUGGCAUUACAGGCUGGCUGAAAGGGAUGGUGAUCAAGUAUCUUCAUCCAACUAAAUGGUUUCUCCUUACUGUGCUUGCCCCAGAAGUUCCUUUCGCAAAAUAUUGGGAUGACCAGGUUCAAGCACAUUCCCUGUUCUAUCACUACGAAGACAUUCUUGAGGAUAAGCACUGGACGAAGACUCAUGUCCUGUUUGCCAAUAUGGGAGGCUUUGCGGUGAAAUAUAAGGAGAAGCGUGAAUCUUAUUCGACCGGCGAGAAGAUGAGUGCGGGAGAUCUAUAUAACAGCCCACCCGAAACAAGACCUCCCUUGGAAAACAAUACGUUCCUACCGGGGAGUUCGGGAAUAUUGAAUCAGUCAACUCCGGGGCCCGCCGGCAAGGAUCCCGCGGAAAAGUUCGAUAAAGUAUUCUAUCUGACAGCCACCGAAGCCCUGAAACUCCUCUGUAAAAAUCAAGGAACACCUAUACCAGGGCUAGAUAGUGUAUCAGUGGAGGAGAUCAACGAUCGUUCGAAAACGGACAUCUUCAUGCGCCUCCUUGCUGUGGGUCAAAUCCUUUGGGUGGUAGUUCAGAUCAUUUCGCGAGGGGUUUACGGCCUGGCCGUGACCCAACUGGAGGUCACUGUUGUUGCAUUCGCAUUCUGUGCAGUGGGGAUGUAUAUCGUCAACCGUGGAAAGCCCAAGGGGGUAAACUGUCCAAUCCUCUUCGAAUAUUCUGGGACGAGGGAAGAUUUAAAGGGGGAACUAUUAAGGUCCAAGAUUCCAACCUCUACAAAGAUACACAACAAGUGGACGUUCUAUCAAUGCAAGUACUGUAAGAUGGAGAAAACCAGCAGCAGCAGCGACAGCAGCGAGAACAGUGGCAACGACGAGAAUUGCGAUAACCACGAAGAAAACACCAGCAGAGGCACAAAUGAGAGGAUUGAAAGCAACAAGACAGAGCCCCAGAAUAAUAGUGAGGAGAUAAGCCUAAAGGCGCUUAUUACUGCUGCCAUACGAGGAGUUCGAAAAUGUCUUAGGUCUCCUCGGGCUUCGGGCGAACCAAUAGGAAAUGGAUUCAUUGACGAAUCAGAAGACUCAAAAAGAUCCGGUGAAUUGCUCACUGACAUGUCGAUGUUCAUCAGCAGUAUGAUUUUCGGGGGAAUUCAUCUUAUUGCCUGGGAUUUUGAAUUCCCCACCACAGUGGAGAAAUAUCUGUGGUGA
Messenger RNA from Aspergillus luchuensis, 1452 nucleotides. RefSeq lists its product as uncharacterized. The coding region runs from base 1 to 1452 and encodes 483 amino acids. The record is from RefSeq and is a predicted model, not a curated record. Lineage: Eukaryota; Fungi; Ascomycota; Eurotiomycetes; Eurotiales; Aspergillaceae. The transcript has a single exon.